Messenger RNA from Suricata suricatta (meerkat), 2237 nucleotides. It is a transcript of the gene YKT6, whose product is annotated as YKT6 v-SNARE homolog. The record is from RefSeq and is a predicted model, not a curated record. The coding region runs from base 154 to 750 and encodes 198 amino acids. Gene Ontology annotation, biological process: endoplasmic reticulum to Golgi vesicle-mediated transport. Gene Ontology annotation, cellular component: Golgi apparatus. NCBI's taxonomy places the organism in Eukaryota, Metazoa, Chordata, Mammalia, Carnivora, Herpestidae. Gene Ontology annotation, molecular function: SNAP receptor activity. The transcript is spliced from 7 exons.
GUCCCUGACCGGAACCGGAAGUGGGCCCCGCGCCAGGCGGGGAAGCCGGCGUCCGACCCGUCAGCAGCCUGUGGCGGUCCACAGGGGAGGCGGCCGCGCUGCUCGGUGCGAGCCGGUCCCGCGGCGGGGCAGGCGGCCCGAGGGCGCGGCACCAUGAAGCUGUACAGCCUCAGCGUCCUGUACAAAGGCGAGCCCAAGGCGGUGCUGCUCAAAGCCGCGUACGACGUGUCCUCCUUCAGCUUCUUCCAGAGGUCCAGUGUUCAGGAGUUCAUGACCUUCACGAGUCAGCUGAUCGUGGAGCGCUCGGCCAAGGGCAGCAGAGCUUCCGUCAAAGAACAAGAAUAUCUGUGCCACGUCUAUGUGCGAAAUGACAGCCUUGCAGGAGUGGUCAUUGCUGACAGUGAAUAUCCGUCCCGGGUGGCCUUUACCUUGCUGGAGAAGGUACUAGAUGAGUUCUCCAAGCAGGUGGACAGGAUAGAGUGGCCGGUCGGAUCCCCUGCCACGAUUCACUACACGGCCCUAGAUGGCCACCUCAGUCGAUACCAGAACCCCCGAGAAGCUGAUCCUAUGACUAAGGUGCAGGCUGAGCUGGAUGAAACCAAAAUCAUUCUGCACAACACCAUGGAGUCUCUGCUGGAGCGAGGGGAGAAGCUAGAUGACCUGGUGUCCAAAUCUGAAGUGCUAGGGACACAGUCUAAAGCCUUCUAUAAAACGGCCCGGAAGCAGAACUCGUGCUGUGCGGUCAUGUGACAGCAGUGUGCAGAGGCCCAUGGGCCGAAACGCCCCAUCAUUCGCAUCAGAACCACAGCCCCUCGAGCAGCAGAGCCACCACGGGAAGUCUGCACCCCUGGAGCCCUUGGCAGGGACUGAGGGGUCGUGGAAGGGCCUGGGGGUGGGGAACAUUCAAAUUUACAUGCCUGGUGAUUUUUGAAAAGAUGGUUUGAGGCCCCCAGGGGUGUAUCAUUGGGCCAGAUGAAACCAUAAACUCUGAGUGACUCACACGGAUGCUGACGAGCUGUCUCUCACCUCUGGGAAGACCCAUGGGCCCCUGACCUGGGCGAGGCCCCCAGCGGGUUGGAGCCUGCCUUGUUGGGCCUUAGUCUGCCUUUGGGUUGUGUCUGUGCACGGACUGUGUUAGCCCUGUAGUAAGCUGAGGGGAGGCCGGACUGCUGGGCUGGGGGCACAGAGCUGGGGCUUGGGUCUCGGGAAACCCACUGUGGGCAGGCGUGAGGCGUCGGGGACAGCAGGGUGUAGGCCAGCACUUCAGGCCAAGGUCCGUGGUGGGAGGCGACAGUCACCAGGCUUCACAGAUUUCUGGGGCACCUUUGCACUUCUGCUGAAUUGACCUUGCUGAGGGCACUGCUCGUCUGUCAAGUUCCACAGAAAUGCCUGUGGGGGUUGGGGGGCAUCUGCCCUGACCUGCAGUUGGGCUCUGACCGCCAGGUCACAGCAUUGUGUGCUGUCUCUCAGCCUGCCUUUGCAAGUGGCCUUUCCCAUGGCUGCCAUUCCUGGGCACCGACACCAGUUACCAGCCAUCCCGAGCCUCCUGAUGCCCCACAGAUGUGGUCUGAGCCAGUGCCUCCCCAGCCUGACCCCCGCAGGGUCACUGCCCAAGAGCUCCCCAUCCAGCGGCCCAGGCCCCCUCAGGCCCUGCUGCCUCCCCACAUCCUGCAGUGCUUACUGAGGACACGAGCUCACGAUGCACCCUUGGGACCUACUCGCCAUGAAGCCCUCUCUGGAGUGACGUCAAACAGGGUCACGUCACAGGGGGGUCCUUUCCUGAGCUGGUUCUUGCCCUACCCAGGAGGUCCCACCGCCCUGGCAGCAAGUGCCAGGCCUUGAAGUCUGUUCCAUGAACCAGAAGGUGGGACUUCAUGGCUUCUGAGGACCUCGCCCUAAUGAGUGUACCUGUUCGCUGCCCUUUUGGCUCUGGGCACAGCGCCAGCUCCUAAUGUAACCUGCCCUGCGGGACUCCGGGCAAGGUGCCAACCUACCUGCUCGCUGGUGCCCAGGGGGCUCUGACUUCCCCCUUAAGGACAGCGUGGUGCGUGAGUUCUCCAGCUGUGGAGGUGGCUGAGAGGGGCGGGGGGGAUAUGGAUUGGGGUGAGGUGGGUGGGUCUGGUCGCGCCCGUGCCGGCACAGAGCACUUGGCAGAGAGUGUAUUUUAUAGUAACUGCUGCCUAACUUUGUUCUGUCUGAAAGAUUCUUAAUCUGGAUAAAGUUGUCUUCUGAAAUUC